Camellia sinensis is the source of this 2884-nucleotide messenger RNA. RefSeq names its product F-box/LRR protein. Gene Ontology annotation, biological process: SCF-dependent proteasomal ubiquitin-dependent protein catabolic process. The record is from RefSeq and is a predicted model, not a curated record. Gene Ontology annotation, cellular component: SCF ubiquitin ligase complex. NCBI's taxonomy places the organism in Eukaryota, Viridiplantae, Streptophyta, Magnoliopsida, Ericales, Theaceae.
AAAACACACAGCCCCAAACCCAGCCCAACCCAUUCGCCGCCCAUUGCAGUGAACUUCUCUCUCUCUCUCUCUCUCUCCCCGCAUAUAUAUAUAUAUAUAGUAGUAUAGAUAUAUACAUCGCCGACAGACUGAGACAGCCGGUUGUGUAUAACAAUCAGAGCGUGGAGCAAUGACGGUGUUGAGGUCUCGAGAGAUAGUCCCGAUGGUCAAAUCUCAAAGUCCACUGAAAACCCUAAAAAGAGGAGGAACGAUUGAAUCGUCGAAAACCCUAGAGCCCUCAAACCUGGCCGCUUCUACCCCUAAGGCGCUAGGGUUUUGUUCCGAUUCGCCGGUCUCUCUUUCUGGGAAUGUUCGUAGACGUAGCCUCCGUCUCGCUUCUAUUCAAAGCGGCGUUCAUGAAAUCACCACCCCAACCCCUGCUGUUACUGUUACUAGUAUUAUCAAUCAGGAUGCAGAGAAGGGGACAGGGAAGCGCAAAUUGGCUUCCGAAGGAUCGCUCAGUUUGCGAUCUGGAAAGAAAAUUUGUAAGAGGACAUCUUCGAUUGAAGGAAGCACUUGUGAUGAUGAUGAUAAGUCGGUUCAUCAUGUGAACAACCAAAGGGGAGUAGAAAUGUCGGUUGUUUCGAAUACUGUCAAUUUGCUGGAACAUGUAGUGGGGUUGAAUGAAUUGGACAAAGACCCAACCAGUGAUGAAGCUUGUACUGCUGGUAUUAAGGCUACAAGGCGACUCAGCAGGGUAGAGAAAGGGAAGGGCAAAGCUGUUAAUGAUGAUUUGUUAUCAAAUGAUAACACUGUUUUAGAUACUGCUGCUCAUUUGCCCGAAAAUGUAGGUCUGAAAGAAUUGGAGAAAGACCCAAUUGCUGAUGGAAAUUGUAAUGGUAAGCCUAGAAAGAGGCUUACUAGGGAAGAAAAGGGGAAGAGGAAAGUGGUUGAGGAGGGUUUGUUGUCAAAUGGUAUUCAGGCUUUGGAAUUGAACCUGGAAACUCAACCGGGAGAUUCAGAAAAAAAUGCAGUUUCUGGUACGCGCUCUUUGGCUGAUGGUCAAGAUGGAAGUCCGGUUGUGGAGACUAAUAUGGUUAAUUUUCCAAGAGCUAGGGAUUACAAGGAACGGUUCCGAGAUAUAGCCAGGCAAAAUGCAUCACGAUUUGCUCAUUUCUCUUCCGAAGAGGUAGAGGAAAACGGUGUCACUAAUGAGGCUGAAGGGGAAAUGCCAGGAAGGGAGGGGGACGGGGAAAUUGAAGACUGGCCUGGUCCUUUUUCGACCGCUAUGAAGAUUAUUAAGGACCGAGAAAUGAAUGCGAAUGUGUCGCAACAGAAUUCCUGUUUGGAUAAAAGUAAACCUGCACCAAUAAUGUGGGCUCCCAAAAAGGAUCAGCACAGUGACCGCUCAAAGCUGUUGAUCCCCCCACUUCAAGACUUAUGUAUAGCAAUUCUUGCCAAAAAUGCAGAUGCAAUCACUUCACUUGAAAGUGUGCCUGAUGUACUGAAGCACAAGCUCAGUCAGUUGCUUUGCGAUUCUCGGCGAAUGAACAGUCAUUUCCUUGAUCUCCUUGUACGUGGAUCUCCUACAGAAAUACGCAUACGUGAUUGUUCAUGGUUAACUGAGGAACAAUUAUUGAGUGCUUUCGAAGGGUGUGAAAUCAAUAACUUGACGGUGCUGCAGCUUGAUCAAUGUGGACGCUGUAUGCCAGAUUAUGUUCUAGUUGCUAUCUUAGCUCGCAUGUCAAACAUCCUUCCUGCAUUAACUACUAUAUCCUUGAAGGGUGCAUGCCGUCUUUCAGAUGUUGGGUUAAGUGCACUAGUCGGUUCUGCGCCUGCUUUAAGAUCUAUAAAUCUCAGCCAGUGCUCUCUGCUCACCUCUGAUGGAAUCAAUACUUUAGCUGAUUCAUUGGGAUAUGUUCUGAGAGAAUUGUAUAUAGAUGAUUGCCAAAACAUAGAUACAAUGCUUAUUCUGCCUGCGUUGUCAAAGUUAGAGCAUUUGGAAGUGUUGUCACUAGCUGCGAUUCAAACUGUUUGUGAUGAUUUUGUCAUCAAAUUCAUAGAAGUGCAUGGUCACAAUAUCAAGGAGCUUGUUUUGACAGAUUGUAGGAAAUUGACUGAUUCUUCCAUGAAAGUCAUCGCAGACACUUGUACUGGAUUAUGUGUUCUUGACCUUGGUAACUUGUGCAGAUUGACAGAUUCCGCAAUGGGAUAUCUUGCAAAUGGUUGUCGAGCAAUUCAAACCUUAAAACUCUGCCGGAAUUCAUUCAGUGAUGAAGCUGUUGCUGCAUACCUUGAAGCAUCUGGGGAGUCUUUGAAAGAAUUGUCUCUCAACAAUGUUAACAAGGUUAGUAACAACACAGCUAUAUCACUUGCCCGACGUUCGAGAAAGCUGUUUACUUUGGAUUUGUCGUGGUGUCGCAAUCUGACCAAUGAGGCUGUAGGUUUGAUUGUGGAUAGUUGUUUGUCACUGAAAGUGCUCAAAUUGUUUGGAUGUACUCAGAUUACAAAUGUAUUUUUGGAUGGCCACUCAAAUCCGGAGGUGCAAAUCAUUGGAUUGAAGAUGACUCCAAUAUUAGAACAUCUUAAGGUGCCUGAUCCUGUAGGACUAUUGCGUUAUUCUUGUGUGCCUUCCUGAAUGUGAUACCAAUUUGGACCAAUGACAUAUGUAGCCUCAUCCACAGUGUCCUGCAUGUGAUCUUUAUCAAAGUGGUAAAUUCCCCCAUUUUUGCGAAGCACCUAUUUCUACUUUUUCUUGUUGGAAUAGUAAAAUGUAAAGUUGUAGAAUAUGCAAAAUGAUACUUUUUGUAUGUUUAGUACAGCUGGGCAUUUUUCUGUAUCUGUUUUUGUUAUGGAUGAAGACUGGAACUUAUGGCAACUGACUUUUAACCUUCCCCCCUUUGCA